ACUGAACGUUGGGUUCAUGUGCGCCCCGCUCAUCACCACCAACCUGGCAAAAGUAAAUAGCUGGGCCCCUGGAGUCGUAUUCGGCUGCUCUGGUAUAUUUAUCAGCCUCCUAAUGCCGUUGCUCCCGGAGACCAGAAAGAAACCGCUGCCCGAGAAACUCCAAGACGUGGACAAUCGAUGGAGGGAGGGCAAGUUCAAGAAUAAAUCUAAAGGUGCCGGCGCAGAGAAUCUGGCAUACACACAUGAUGGCGGGCGGGAGUUGUGUUCAGUGAAAAAUGGCACAGUUUCUAGUAUCGCGACAGCGGAAUAGAUGCAGUUGUUGAUUUCAAAGAUCUCAUUAUCUCAAGAUCAUUCACCUUAUUUCUUCAUUUUCUUGUGUAACGAACGCCUACAUUUUCCUUCCCUAUUUCAACUGCUGCCAUUGUAGAAAAAGAAAGAGUAUAUGAUUUGGUGUAAAAUAUGUCUGACUAAAAAUGUGUCCUUAGUCAUUUCUCCACAUACAAUACCUUGAUUCCUCUAGACGCACGCACACAACCACACACGCACACAACCACACACGCACACAACCACACACGCACACAACCACACACGCACACAACCACACACGCACACAACCACACACGCACACAACCACACACGCACACACUUAAACUCUCUUCCUCCUCAAUAUGCACCCCUCUUACACAUGUAAUAUAAACUUUUUCCUUCAAAACUGGUACUUUUCCAGACAAACUGGAAUAUGUCAAAGUAAUUCGCUUUUUCAAGUCAGGGAACAGAGGUGACAUAAACAAUUAUCGCCCCAUUUCCAUACUUCAUGCCUUCAAUAAAAUUUUUGAGAAAAUAAUCUCCUUUCGCCUAAUAAAUUAUUUAGAAGCAAAUAGUCUCUUGACGGAACAUCAGCAUGGUUUUAGAGCACAACACUCCACUGAGUCAGCUAUUCUACAGUCUGUUCGCAAUAUAUACACUUGCUUGGAAGAAAUAUCAUACAUCAUAGGAAUUUUUUUAGAUUUAUCAAACGCAUUUGACACCUUGGAUUACAUCUUACUUAAAAAGUUAGAAAAUUUAGGAAUCGGGGGAUUACCAUUAAAAUUAUUUCAUUGCUAUCUCAGUCACAGAAAAGUGUAUUUUGUAAUGCAGUUUAUUCUCCUUUUAAAUAUAUUUCUAGAGGCGUACCACAAGGUUCAGUACUGGGUCCGAUACUUUUUUAUAUAUCAAUGAUAUUGUUAAUGCUAGUUCUAAAUUCAAUUUCAUAAUAUAUGCAGAUGACACUACCCUAAUGCUCAAGGAUAGAAAUUUAGAUAUACUUCACAGGAAUGUAACUUCAAAACUAAAUGUAAAGCAAUGGAUUCAAGCAAAUAAGCUUAAUAUUUCCAGACCUAAUUAUAUUCUUCAAAACAGAUCCAUGACAACUUUAUUGCUCCUGUAUUACUAGAUGGUCAAACUGUAAAACAAAUUGCUUAUACAAAAUUUCUUGGGAGUCCUCAUAGACGAAAACCUAAAUUGGAAAUAUCAUAUUGAUCAAGUAUGUGUAAAGCUCUCUAAAAUAACUGGCAUCUUAUACAGAAUUCGAUACAAUUUGACUACUGAAGCAAUGAUCAGCCUUUUACUAUGAUCUAUUUUAUCCAUCUCACAUAUUGUAUCCCUAUAUGGGAAUGUUCAUGGCCGUCUUUUUUUAAAUAAGAUAACAAUAGCACAAUUUUUUUUUUUUUUUUCGAUGUAUAUUUUUCCUAAAAUGAGUCAACAGUCAAUAUUUUCUCUGAAUUCAGCUUGUUAAAGUUUCCCUUUAUACACAAGUAUUUUACGUUAUUAUUAAUCUUUAAAAGUCUGGGACAUAAUAAAAUUUUCAAGUUGGUAGAAAAUGUUACUCACACGAAGUAAUAAUGUCAACCUGAUUUGUCCAGUAUUUAGAGCAUUGUUAUUUAAAAACAGUGUGAUAAGUUUUGGACCAAAACUAUUCAAUAAUUUGCCUUUUGAUAAAAAAAAAAAAGUUCUAACAACUGCUAAUAAGUUUAGAUUUAAGCUAGAGAUAA
Molecule: messenger RNA, 2030 nt
Organism: Portunus trituberculatus (swimming crab)
Lineage: Eukaryota; Metazoa; Arthropoda; Malacostraca; Decapoda; Portunidae
Product: solute carrier family 22 member 9-like
Exons: 2
Coding region: 17-310 (97 amino acids)
Source: RefSeq, a predicted model, not a curated record